AUGCAAUUCAUCACGAUAUGGGCAGCCCUGGCCGCCGUGGCUCUCUCGGCUGCUGUGAAUCCUCCUUCAACACCGGACGAAGACAACAACACAACCCAACUCCCACUAAUCAUCUGGCACGGACUAGGCGACGACUUUGAGCGCGACGGUAUGAAAGAAGUCGCGCUACUGGCCGAAUCAGUCAACCCAGGAACAUACGUGCACAUCAUCAGACUAGCAGACACAGGCAGCGGCGAUCGCCAAGCUACCUUCUUCGGCAACGUGACGGAGCAAAUCGAAACGGUAUGCCAACAACUUGCCGCCGAACCAAUCCUCAGCUCUGCACCCGCCGUCAACGCCCUCGGCUUCUCGCAAGGAGGGCAAUUCCUCCGCGGGUAUAUCGAGCGCUGCAAUAACCCACCCGUCCGUAACCUGGUCACGUUCGGCAGCCAACACAACGGAAUCUCCGAAUUCCAAUCCUGCUCGCUGGGCGACUGGCUAUGUAACGGCGCCGAAACACUGCUCCGAUCCGGUCGCUGGACGGACUUUGCACAGUCCCGCGUCGUACCGGCGCAAUACUUCCGCGAUCCAACCGAGCUAGACCUGUAUCUGGAGAAGAGCAAUUUCCUGGCUGAUAUCAACAACGAGCGCGAGUUGAAGAAUGUCACGUACAAGAAACAUUUGCAAUCUUUGAACAUGUUCGCCAUGUUCAUGUUUGAUGAGGAUACCGUUGCGGUUCCGAAGGAGAGCGCGCUUUUCGCCGAGGUCAAUGCUACGGAUGGUACGGUGACUCCGUUGCAGGAGCGGCAGAUUUAUAAGGAAGAUUGGCUGGGUUUGAAGAAGUUGGAUGAGCAGGGUAAACUGCAUUUCAAGUCUGCUCCUGGUCAACACAUGCAGUUGACAGACGUGCUGCUGAAGAAGACCUUCAAAGAGUAUUUCGGCCCGAUGCUGGAGGAAGGGGAGUCUACUUCGAUUCCGAGACUUGUUGCUCAGCCGGGCUACUAA
Messenger RNA from Penicillium cataractarum, 984 nucleotides. RefSeq names its product palmitoyl-protein thioesterase family protein. Bases 1 to 984 code for a protein of 327 amino acids. Gene Ontology annotation, molecular function: thiolester hydrolase activity; palmitoyl hydrolase activity. The record is from RefSeq and is a predicted model, not a curated record. Gene Ontology annotation, cellular component: lysosome. The transcript has a single exon. NCBI's taxonomy places the organism in Eukaryota, Fungi, Ascomycota, Eurotiomycetes, Eurotiales, Aspergillaceae.